UUUCUCUCUCCCCGCCUUCCCGGCUGCCACUGUGGCGGGACGGAGGAUCCCGGCCAGUCAGCGCGCUCUGCUCUCGCGCUCCUCCUCCCAAAUAAACAGCCCUCCCCGCUCCCGGAGCCUGCACCACCCCCUUCCUCCCGCGGCCGGCGAGUGGGGAGGGAGCCAGCGCACGACGCGAGCCACGACGACUCCGGCAGGCAGUGCGUAAGGCGGACCGGGCUGGAGCAGCGGGCGGCCGGCCAACGGGACCAGCAACCUCGACCCCGCGAGCGGUGAGCAGUGGCCGCGCCAAGUCGGGCUCCGGGCCGGCGCGCACGCACGCACGCACUCGGGGGGCGGGGCCGGGGCCGGCGCGCGCCCGCCUGUCGCGACAGUCGGCGCCGAGGCCCAGGGGGAGGUGGCCUGUCGCGGGCAGCCCGGCUCCCGGAGGCGAAGGGGGCACUGGCGGAUGGCGGAAGGCGGCCAGCCGCAGCAGCCGCCGCCUCAGCUCGGGCCCGGCGCCGCUGCCCGGGGCAUGAAGCGCGAGUCGGAGCUGGAGCUGCCGGUGCCCGCAGCGGGAGGAGACGGCGGCGACCCCGGCCUGAGCAAGCGGCCGCGCACCGAGGAGGCGGCGGCGGACGGCGGCGGGAUGCAGAACGAGCCUCUGACCCCAGGUUAUCAUGGAUUCCCAGCACGGGACAGCCAGGGUAACCAGGAGCCGACAACAACUCCUGAUGCAAUGGUUCAGCCUUUUACUACCAUCCCGUUCCCACCACCUCCACAGAAUGGAAUUCCCACAGAAUAUGGAGUGCCACACACUCAGGACUAUGCCGGCCAGACCAGUGAACACAACCUGACACUCUACGGAAGUACGCAAGCCCACGGAGAGCAGAGUAGCAGUUCCCCCAGCAAUCAGAACGGAUCUCUCACGACAGAUGGUGGAGCACAGACAGACGGCCAGCAGUCACAGACACAAAGUAGUGAAAAUUCAGAGAGUAAAUCUACCCCUAAGCGACUACAUGUCUCUAAUAUUCCUUUCCGCUUCCGGGACCCUGACCUCCGGCAGAUGUUUGGGCAGUUUGGCAAAAUCCUAGAUGUAGAAAUAAUCUUUAAUGAGCGUGGCUCUAAGGGAUUCGGGUUCGUAACUUUCGAGAAUAGUGCUGAUGCAGACAGGGCCAGGGAGAAAUUGCACGGCACCGUGGUAGAGGGCCGUAAAAUCGAGGUGAAUAAUGCUACAGCACGUGUAAUGACCAAUAAGAAGAUGGUCACGCCAUAUGCAAACGGCUGGAAAUUAAGCCCAGUAGUUGGAGCUGUGUAUGGCCCUGAGUUAUAUGCAGCCUCCAGCUUUCAAGCAGAUGUGUCCCUAGGAAAUGAGGCAGCUGUGCCCCUUUCAGGAAGAGGGGGCAUCAACACUUACAUUCCUCUAAUCAGUCUCCCUUUAGUUCCUGGCUUCCCUUACCCAACUGCAGCCACCACGGCAGCCGCUUUCAGAGGAGCCCAUCUGCGGGGCAGAGGGCGGACAGUGUAUGGUGCAGUCCGAGCGGUACCUCCAGCAGCCAUCCCCGCCUAUCCAGGUGUGGUUUACCAGGACGGAUUUUACGGUGCUGACCUCUAUAUAGAAUCUGCAAACUGCUUCAGAUCAAACAGGGUGGAUAUGCAGCCUACAGAUAUGCACAGCCUGCUACUGCAACCGCAGCCACAGCUGCUGCAGCCGCUGCAGCCGCUUACAGCGACGGUUACGGCAGGGUGUACACAGCUGACCCCUACCAUGCCCUGGCCCCUGCCGCCAGCUAUGGAGUUGGCGCUGUGGCGAGUCUAUACCGAGGUGGCUACAGCCGAUUUGCCCCCUACUGAAGUGACGUGAGACCCCUGCAAAUGGGACAGCCCCAGUCCAUGAGGCCCGGCUAUUGCAAUAUGUACUAGUAGAGGAACUCUAUAGCAAGAUGAAGAGGAAACAAACAAACAAAAAACAAAAAAAGAGAGAAUACUUUUUUAUACCUCACUAUGUUCUUUGAAUAUGUAUUUUUUUUCUUUAAAUUUCUGCCUUUAAUUCUUUUGUUCCAAAGAUUGUGCAUUUUUUUCUUUUUUUUCUUUUUUUUUGGUUUUUUUUUUUUUUUUUUUUUUUAAACUGUGGUUAAAAAAAAAAAAAUAAUGCAUUUCCAUGUCUAAAUGUCCAUGCUUAGCUUGUUCUGUCGGUCACGGAAGAGGCAGUCCAGGAGGAAGGAGCAGAUAAAUGUGUUUGAUCAGAAAUCAGCAGACAGAAUUACCAAAGUGUGUCUGGUGCUGAGUGGCUGGUGACAAGCAGAGUGGGCAGGGCCUCUGCCACAGUGUGUUCUAGUCUUCUGAAUUUCUGAUCUUUGGCAGGUGGUUCUUACUGGCUGAGGCUGGGUUCCACAUGCUGCUAGGGGGAACUUUUGCUUACAAAGCAGGAGAAUUACAAAGACACUUUCCUCCUCUUCCCUCCUGUCUUCCCCCUCUUUACAAUCACCUUACACACAGCCUGAACAGUUGGCAUGGUUUGGGGAAUUGCAGUAUGGAUAUUUCCAAGCAUGCUGUCAGACUGUGGAUAGUGAACACCUCAUUAGGAAACGGAUCUUCGAAUGAACUCUGGAGUGUGGAAACACUUGUUUCUUUUCCUGAAAUCUCAGCAUUCCUGCUGGGCUUCCUCCCUUUAAUUGAGCCACUGUAUAGCUCAUCGAUUCUUAACAUGAUACUCCCAUGUCCUCAAGAUUCAGGAAUUUAGGACCCAGGGACAGAAGAAUGAAUAGUUAGUGGCCAGAUUUCCCCUAAAAUAAUCUGGGCACAGCUUGAAGAUUAAAAGUACAAAUUUUCUAGAGCCAUUAAAGAGCACGUAGAAGAGAAAAGGGAUAUAUGGUCUGAUCUCCUUUUUCUUGAAGCAUAAAGUCAGUACACAGUAUAAGAAGCAUCAGAAAGCCUCUCCUGGGAUAAGAUUAGGCACCAAGCCCCCUAGGUCUGCUGUCCUGGAACUUGUGGUGAUGCAGACAUAUCGGGACAGGCAGAGGCACUUUGUACUCUCUCUCCAAAGCCAUAGGAAUUUUUAUCUUCCAGAGCCUCUAUGAGUCAUUCUGUCCACAGUCUCCAGUCCUCACGGCCAUUGCACCCAGCUUUGCACUAUCCUCCAAAGAUGCCAGCCGAGCACCUGGACCCCUUGGUGAGCAUUAACACCACAGGCCACGGAAUCCAAGCCUGCCUUGAAGGAGGGUGUGAAAUGGCAAGGGUCCUCCUGCAGGGGCCAUGGCAAUGAAUCUGGCCUCGGUGUUAACAUUUCUAAGGUAGGGAAGAAAGAACUUCCCCAGAUCUGAGUAAGGCAAGUGUCCAACAGCGGUUCCAAAAUGAAGGCAUUGGGAAACAGGCCGGGUCAGCUGGCUCCCUGUCAGUUCACAUUGGUACUAGGGUGACCUUCACCCAAGGGAUCGCUGCUAAAGGGAGCAGUUCAGAGACAUGAGCUUCAGCUUUGUUAGGGGUUUGGUUUAGGUUGGUUUUGGGUUUUGUUGUGUUCUAUUCUGUUUUAUUUUGUUUGCUUCUGCCUCCACAUGUUUUUGACUGAUAAUUGAUUCAUGUCCCUGAAUUAAAGUGGCUGACAUUUGACUGCAUCAAGCAUUCUUUGUAAGCAGAAUGGUGUGUCUAGGAGGGCCCUGGCCUGCCCUCUCUUCCAAUACCUGGGGAGACAGAAUGGAAGCCAGAGGCGUCGAUAUAGUCAUUGAUUCUGGGGCAGAUGCAGGAUGGGGACCAAGACUGCCCAUCACUGGCUAUUAUGGAGUCCCUUCCCCCCAAGCCAAAGUCUGGUUUGUGCUGUUAAGACAAUUUUCAUUGUAUGUACAUAAACAUUUUAGUUAUGGGAAGGGAUUGGCUGGGGCCUUUCAGAGGUCUAGAGUGGGGCAGGGAGAAUUUUUCUUUGUUUUUUGUUUGAGAGAAUUUUUACUGACUAAAGAAACAGAAAAUAUGGGUCGUGUUUAAAUUAAUAAGGGCCAUUCUCACAAAAAGGCAAGCCUCUUUAUCCGUCGAGACUAGGGCUGUUUCCUUAACGGUUGUAUCCAUAGCAGGGGAGAAAGAGAUGAAGAUACUUUCUCGUCUUUUUUCCUAGACAGGAAUAGGAUGGCCCCGGCAGGGUGAAGAAGGCGGCUCUCAUGACCUCCAAAGGAGGCGGGCGCCAGGCUGGAGGGGUCUUCGUGCACUUCAGUUCAGCGGGUUCUGGCUGAGGCCCCCAAGCUCUGUUUUCCAGCGCCUCUCUGCUGCAUGCAUAGGGACUCCCGUGCCACUUCCUCAGCUCCCUUUUCCAAGAAAGAUUUGAUGGUGUUCAGCCUUUUUUACAAGGGUCUUUGGUUUUCAAGGUGGGCGCUGAGAGUUGGGGCUCCCCCAAGUGUCUGGAUUUCACAAUAUGAGCCUUGGAGCCCAGAGGUUUCCUGCAGUCCAUGCCAACAGAGGCAGAGUCCUCCAGGCCGCAGUUCUGGCAUAUGUGGCUGCAUUCAGAAGCAGGCCAAAGGAGAUGGGCCUUUGACUGAGGAGGCUGGGUGAUGAUUCCAAACAGCUCACCAGUGCUGAACCAGUGUGAGAAGGACCUCUUCUGCUUUGCAGGCGCUCAGAGCCUGGGCUUCCUAUGCUGUCUUGCUCUUAGAAGCUGGGCUCCUUUAAGGAGACUGCUAGUGAGAAAUCUUUAUCUGGCUAUCCCUCUUUCAGUCCAGAGAGCUGCCUUAGAUCUUUUCUAGAACUUCUGUGUUACUUAGUUCAACUCCAGUUAGCCCAGAUCCACCGUUAUUCAUCAUUUUUAAGGCUCUCAGGUUUCCCAGAACCUCCUCUCACCACCGUCCUGCAGUAGCCACAGUCUGAAUUGAGCCAAUGCAAUUUCUUUCCUUGGAAAAGAGGCAGACUGGAGCUCGGAUCCUAAUAUAGGGGCAGUUGGUGGCUGUGUAGUCAGUAGAAGUCCAUGCUAGCAGCUUUUCCUCGAUGUGGAUGCUCAGGGGCUACACUGCUGUUAGUUUGCCAGCUUUCCUAGAGACGCAGCCCAUGGAUCGUGACCAGCGCUGUCCUGUAACUAGUCGUGUAGCUUACAGGCACAGAGGACUUUAAGAUGCUGGAACAGCCCCCCAAGAUGUGCAGGAAGAGCAUGGUACACCCCUCCCUGUGCCAGCCUACAAGGCCAACCAAGGGGUGGUCUAGAAAACAGAUUUUUCAGGAAGGCAGGGACCCUUCCCCUUUGGCUCAGCCCAGCUGGCUCUCCACUAACUUGUAACUCUCUAGCACGGCAAUGUUUGCAGAAUUGAGCAGAUUUUCCCCCAGGUAUAAGGAGGAAAGGGACUUUGGGGGGUGGGGAAGGGGUCGUGGUGUUUUAAAAGCAUAAGUUACCUGUUUGCACUGUUUUAAGAUAGGAAAACAUAGUGGGCAAGGUGAACAUCCAUGUAAACGUGUGUGUUGUCAUGCUCUUGAGAAUGUCUGACCAUUUGUAGUAUACACCAGUGACACUUGAUUCUCUGUUGCAUAAAAACACUAUAUUUUUGGAAAUGUUACUGUCCAAAAGCCUCUUCGCCCUUCCUUCUCCUGUGAACUUCUUCAUCCUUGCUCCCCUCGUUAGCCAGGUGAUCGCCAUCCCGAGCUAGAGCAGGAAACAGGGCCCUUUCCAAGCAGGCUCUGGGUGUCCUAAGCCAGCCACAUGCCCUCUCGGUUACUGCGUGCAGGACAGUCCCUUGGCAGCUUUUCUUUGAAAAGGCUCACUGCCUACCACAGGUUGCCAUAUACUUCAGCGAGAGGCACUGGGAGUGAGCCAAGGGACAGAGGGGAUCCCUGAAGUAUUGCAGUUGGCUGUAGUAGCCAAGUUCUUAUGCACGUUACCGAAACUGUAGCCAGUUACAGUGUACUCAGGAAAACGGUAGAUCACUUCAGCCAUGGUAGUGCUGGUUGGCAGGGAUUGGUAACUGAGAGAACCGCUCAUCAGCCAAAAACUCAACCUUGCCUUGACAGAGACCACCUGCCGAGGGGCGUGGUCCUGUCUGGUAGUUAUAUACAUGCCAGCAGUGAGGGCUCCGCUCACCCUGGCAGGCAGAAAGGGAACAGCAACUCUCUUUUAUUUCCCCAACCCCCACUGAUUACCAAUACUGGAUUCCCAGGGGCACGUGAGUUUUUGAAGUUUUUUUUUUUUUUUUUUUUUUAAUGCUUUUGGUUUGGUUUUUCUGGGGCUGCCCCAUGCUUUAAGCAACGUCUGCCCCAUCAGGAUUCCCGGCUUAGCUGUUUUUCUUAUUUUCUGUUCACGGUAUUUUUUUUGUGCACAUGUGCUUGUUGGGCAGCUCAUUGUGGCUGUAUUCUAUAUUGAGUGAUGAAUAGCUCUCCCCCCCACCCCCCUGAAGGGACAUGGUUUUCUUUUCCCUACUGUGUUACCAUUCUGCUUGUGAAUAGUUGGAGCUACCUGGGGCUGACACAUAAGCUAGGGCUGCAGAGAACUGAGGCUCUAGGCUUUCCAGCCUAGAUCUUUGCAAGGCUUGAAGUGCCCUAGAACCUCUCUUCUCUCCUCCCACCCCUAUGGCAGGGAGUGACUGGCCAGGCAGCAACCAUGUAGCUUCCCCUGGCCCCUCAUGUUGCCAUGGCAGGACAGGUACCUUUGGGGUUGCGGGGAGGGGACAUCCAUGGAUGCUUGUACAAUUGGCCACCUAGCCUUGUCUCCUAUCUUCCCAUCCUCCCCCAGAAUCACCCACUAGGACACCCGAGCUGCUUGCCCAGGGUCCUGUUUCCCUGCUAACUCCAGAGAAGCACCCAGGGCUUUGUGACAGUCUCUAACUCCCUCCCUCCUUGUUAAGAAUCAUAUUGUAUAGUAGCUUUCAGACCAUACAGUAUUCAUUGGGUUACUCAGUACUAUUAUUAUCAAGUAGCUGGAAUUGUGAAGGUUGGAAGUAGUUAGAUCUUUAGCUUUUAUUCCUUAUUUUUUUGUAUUACUCUCCAUGUGUAUAAAUUAUUGAUCAUGUUGCUGGCUUUUAUAAACUCUAAGCAAAGGAGGGGUACUGCCUCAGCCUUUGCGAAUGGUAAUGAAGCACUGUUUUUAAAUAAAAGAGAGAAACACCA
Nannospalax galili (Upper Galilee mountains blind mole rat) is the source of this 7047-nucleotide messenger RNA. It is a transcript of the gene Rbfox2, whose product is annotated as RNA binding fox-1 homolog 2. Gene Ontology annotation, cellular component: cytoplasm; nucleus. Lineage: Eukaryota; Metazoa; Chordata; Mammalia; Rodentia; Spalacidae. Gene Ontology annotation, biological process: regulation of alternative mRNA splicing, via spliceosome; nervous system development. The coding region runs from base 449 to 1843 and encodes 464 amino acids. The transcript has 15 exons. The record is from RefSeq and is a predicted model, not a curated record. Gene Ontology annotation, molecular function: mRNA binding.